Physcomitrium patens is the source of this 2068-nucleotide messenger RNA. RefSeq lists its product as uncharacterized. Lineage: Eukaryota; Viridiplantae; Streptophyta; Bryopsida; Funariales; Funariaceae. The record is from RefSeq and is a predicted model, not a curated record. Gene Ontology annotation, biological process: nucleoside metabolic process. Gene Ontology annotation, molecular function: catalytic activity.
AGUCAUGUGCGGCAAACAAAAGCAAUCGGUUGCUCAGACGGUAGAGGGACAGGGACCUGUCGUAAAAGGAAAUUGGCUGUGGAGAUACGGAUAGUUUAGCUGCUACCAUGCGUUGCGCAUGGGGAUAAGUCGGACCUUCCAAGGCUGCAGUUAGACGUCAAUACGAUCGGCUGGGAGUGGAUCACAGUGUUUGGAAACACUUUGGAACACCGAUGUACUGCUCAUGUUGGUUGCAAAUUUACAUUCUUGCUUCGAUUAAUUGUGGUGCUGCAGGGACCCUUUUGUUUUCCGGAGCUCAGAAGUCUAAGUUGGUCUGAAGCGAGGAGGAAAGAUGGCGAAAGGACUGCUGCCGCUGCUGCUACUGUUGCUCACUGCUAGAUUGCGCUCGACGUGUUGCAGCCUGACAAGGACCAAAGCAUGCUUGGAUGAACUCAGCGGAGCAGAGGGAUACACGGUGCUCAUGGUCGCUGACCCUGGCGAAUUCUCGGGAGUUCCAGAAGCUGUCCACUUCGAGGAGUCGUUGCAGAAUCCGGUGUACAUUCCUAGGGGCUCAUUGCUGUGCCCUCGUGUCACUGUGGGAAAGUUGAUGGGCCAACCCACUAUUGUUGCAACCUCUGGCAUUGGUCCAACAACAGCUGCCUUGUGCGCCAUCGACCUCGCGAAGUGCCUCGGAUCGAGAUUUAAGGAGCUAAUUUACGUGGGGACAUCUGGCUGGUCUGCUGCUGUGGGUGGUAUAUUGAACCCUGACAAUUGCGAGAAGGCCAACCCGACGCACAAAAUCACGCGUCUCGGCGAUGUGUGCGUGACUCCCAUGUCUAUGAACUGGAACUGCAAGCUUGCGGAUUGGAUCGGCCAAGCGAAGGGUUACCCGGACUUGUGCUUCAGCCCUGAAGAGAUUAAUGGGCCCACCGCCGCUUACCUCUACGGUGACUGCAUCUUCGAUACCCACACAGCAGGAAGCCUGGCUUUGGCGGAUGAGAUCCUCGCAGCUUCCAUAACAUCCAGCAGUAUCAGGCAAGCGCCCCUGCGAAACACCUUUCUUCAGGAGUAUGAGCAGGAGUACUUCGCGUACAUCAGCGCCAGUACGAACAGAACAUAUAACUUGAACUCCAAAAAGACUCCGACUGUGUAUGAUUACAGGCAAUGUGUGGAGGUGGAUUCGCAGUUUUUCUACUCGGGAGUGCCGUGGGAGAUCACGGCAAGGAACUACACAGCACUCACCAUCAACCAGGCUUUCAAUUCCUCAGUCACUCCGAAGGACGUUGUUGCAGUGUCUGCCAUGGAGGCUGUUGGUGUAGCUCAAGCUAUCGACGCAUAUAACGCCCUCAACGCUACCAAGUCCAAGAUCCCUUACGUGUUUGUAAGAGGCAACUCCGACUGGCUUCAUCAACCAGUGACGAAAUCUGCCAACGGGACAUGGACCCACGUCUCACCCGAGCUGCCCACCGUCUUCACCGACGGCUACCGAUACGCCAUCGCCACAACAUCGAAUGUGGUGCUGAGCUUGAUGAGCCAGCGGUGCAAGGAGCUCACGUGGUCCACUAAUUCCUUGUGCGUGUACACCAUCGAUUAUAGCUAAGCUUGGAGACCGAAAGGGCUCUGUGAAUUUGAACCCAGAAGAUGCAAAGUGGACGCAGGCUAAGCAUCGACAACUCCUCGUCUGUAUCGACGAUGAAUUGUGCUCGUGGAUCAUGGCGUCGCCGCAAGCUAAUCGUCCAUGCAUCGCUGCGUUUCGUACCCACAACGCCGCAUUGUGACGACGAUCACGUCGUCGAAUUAGGGCUUGAAGGCCUAGUCGAGAGCUUGAGCUGCAACUUAGGCUCUAGGCCCUGGAAUGCCGAUAGGGCUUAAUAAGCAACCCGAGGAUGAACUUCAUCCACGAGUUUCAUUGGAAAUUUGCUUCCAAAUUCAUUCAGUUAAUACACAACAAUAAAUAGAGAUUAAUCCUUGGCCAAUAGUGAGGAUGUUCCUACUGAUUAUGCAAUUUAACACGAUAUGCACCUAGGUAUUUAUAUGUCUUAGUCAGCAUAUGAAGCCAAAAUAAAUUAUUUCUUUCAUAUUAAUUUAA